This is a messenger RNA of Colletotrichum graminicola M1.001, 354 nucleotides long. RefSeq names its product prefoldin subunit. Gene Ontology annotation, cellular component: prefoldin complex; cytoplasm. The transcript has 4 exons. NCBI's taxonomy places the organism in Eukaryota, Fungi, Ascomycota, Sordariomycetes, Glomerellales, Glomerellaceae. The coding region runs from base 1 to 354 and encodes 117 amino acids. Gene Ontology annotation, molecular function: protein folding chaperone. Gene Ontology annotation, biological process: protein folding. The record is from RefSeq and is a predicted model, not a curated record.
AUGUCGGCGCAGGUAGCUAACCAGCGGAAGCAGCAAGAUCUGCAAACCCAGUAUGGCAUCUACAAGAACACUCUGCAGCAGAUUGCGCAGAAAAUCGGCGACGUUGAGCAGGAAGCUGAAGAACACAAGCUUGUACUAGAGACGUUGCAGCCGCUGUCCGGGGACCGAAAAUGCUUCCGCCUGAUUAACGGGGUCUUGAUGGAGCAGACGGUCAAGGACGUCAUGCCCGCCCUUACGACAAACUCUGAAGGUCUGAAGAAGGUUCUUGAGGACCUUGUCAAGCAGUACAAGGCCAGGCAGGACGAGUUGGAAAAUUGGAAGAAGAAGAACAACGUCCAGGUUGUCCAGAAUUGA